AUGACGCAAGCCGACCAGGUCGCCCAGUCCUCUCAGCAGGCGCUCGUCGACGCCCGAAUCCAGAAUGUCAUCGACAACCUCCCUGCGAUCAACCGCAAGCUGGGCGAGGCCGAUCCUCGCGAGAUCAUCGAGUGGGCCAUUGACAACCUGCCGGGCCUCUACCAGACCACCGCCUUUGGCCUCACUGGCUGCAUCACCGUCGACAUGAUCUCGCGGAUCAGUGCCGAGCGCGCGGCCAAGGCGGGGCAACCACCCAAGCACCUGGUGCCCCUCAUCUUUGUCGACACCCUCUACCACUUCCCGCAGACGCUCGACCUCGCCGCCAAGCUCGCACGACACUACGACGCCGAGAUGCACACCUACUACCCGCCCGGCACCCGCACCGUCAACGAGUUUGAGACCAAGUGGGGGCCCAUGCUGUGGGAGCGCGACGAAGACACCUACGACUACCUUGUCAAGGUCGAGCCGGCGCGACGCGCCUACGAGGAGAUGGGCGUCCGCGCAGUCUUCACCGGCCGCCGGCGGUCGCAGGGUGCCGAUCGCGCCUCGCUCAACGCCGUCGAGGUCGACGAGACGGGCCUGAUCAAGGUCAACGCCCUCAUGAACUGGUCCUUUGCCCAGGUGGACGGCUACGCCAAGCUCAACGCCGUGCCCUACAACGAGCUCCUCGACCUCGGGUACAAGUCGAUCGGCGACUGGCACUCGACGGCGCUUCCCGGCGUCGGCGACAGCGAGCGCUCGGGCCGCUGGAAGGACAAGGGGGGCAAGACCGAGUGCGGCCUGCACAAGGAUUACUUCAAGAUGAAGAACCUGGCCGAGAAGAAGCUGCGCGAGGCCGAGCUCGCCCGCAAGGACGAGGCCAAGGACAAGGAGCUCGAAGCCGCCGCAGUCGCAGCACCUCAAGAUAUCACGGCGACCUCCGCGGCUCAGCAAUCCGCCGCCGUGGCCUCCUCAUAG
Molecule: messenger RNA, 957 nt
Organism: Pseudozyma flocculosa PF-1
Lineage: Eukaryota; Fungi; Basidiomycota; Ustilaginomycetes; Ustilaginales; Ustilaginaceae
Exons: 1
Coding region: 1-957 (318 amino acids)
Cellular component (GO): cytoplasm
Molecular function (GO): phosphoadenylyl-sulfate reductase (thioredoxin) activity
Source: RefSeq, a predicted model, not a curated record